Synchytrium microbalum is the source of this 1929-nucleotide messenger RNA. RefSeq lists its product as uncharacterized. The record is from RefSeq and is a predicted model, not a curated record. The transcript has 11 exons. Gene Ontology annotation, cellular component: membrane. NCBI's taxonomy places the organism in Eukaryota, Fungi, Chytridiomycota, Chytridiomycetes, Synchytriales, Synchytriaceae. Gene Ontology annotation, biological process: carbohydrate metabolic process. The coding region runs from base 1 to 1929 and encodes 642 amino acids. Gene Ontology annotation, molecular function: chitin deacetylase activity.
AUGGCUGAACCAAUGUUGGCGUCACCAACAACGACAAAGCGAACUAGUAGUAUCUCUUUGGCAACAAUUACUUAUGCUAUUGCCAUACUCAUAGGAGCUAUAUUGAUAAGCACGUCGACACUUUUGAUGAAUCUCGAAGUAGGAAAGGAACGAUUUGGGCAAGCUGUAUUGACUAGAAGAGACGUCUCACCACCUCCUAUUAUUCCUCAACAACCCGCUGCUUAUCCAUCACCUAAUGAGAACUUCAUGAUUUCCGAUGCUUAUUUAAAUGAUGAGAUUGUCACGUCAUCAUUGUCAUAUGUUCAAUCUGUUGUCUCAGCUGCAUUGUUGAACGUGGCCCCCUCUACCUAUGUUCGAUUGUCCAGAGUAACAUAUCGUGCUGAUCCAGUUGCCAAUUGCUACUGGGCUGCAAACCUUUGUACUCGCACUACAUCUGGGAACUGGGGUCUGCCUGAUAUAGUUUAUUGUCCUCAAAACUAUCAGUGGGGGCUCACGUAUGAUGAUGCUCCAAGUGAAAAUUUCGUGAAUGGAGUCCAUUACAAUGAUACUGUUGCUCUCAUGGAUGAAUUGGAUGUGUUGAACUUGAAAGCCACAUUCUUCAUAACUGGUUCACAAUCAUCUUACUAUCCUGUCAGUUUGAUUGCUAUCGCCAAUCGUGGCCAUCAUGUUGCUCAUCACAGUUGGUCACACCACCCAUUUACAAGUUUGACAAACGAACAGAUUGUGGCUGAAAUGAUGUACACUGCUGCAAUCAUUUACAAUAGCACUGGUCUAAGUCCUCGCUAUUUCCGUCCGCCUUAUGGUGACAUUGAUGAUCGUGUCCGUGCCAUUAUCAAUGCUCUGGGCUUCCGAAUUGUUAUGUGGGAUAGCAAGUAUGACGCUACAGAUGCUGAUGUCACCGCCAAUGCGGCAAAUUUCGGCCUGGUCGAAAAUAUUAUUACUUCGUGGUUCAACACCGUACCAGGCUUCAUUGCUCUUCAGCACACAAUCAGUACCUUCACCUCCGGUACUUCGAUUGCUUCUCUCAAGACGAUUCAAGCUAUGGGUGGUAUUACAAACCAAAUGAUGCCAGUUCCUCAAUGCCUUGGAGACCCUCAAUGGUACAAGAAUGCAAGGGUCACGACCAUUUACAACUCGUGCACAAUUCCUACAGGUUGCAGUGCUGGUGGCAUGCCACCUUCAGCGCAACCAGUCGGUUCAGGUUUUGCUUCGCCAGGUGUUUCGCCAUCACCAGCAAGCCAUCUUGUUAAUACUUCCAGCGGUGCAAAGUUUGUAUUAAGCAAGAUCUUGCUGGUUUCCGGAGUCAAAGAACGAUUCGGAAGAGCCGUAUUGAGCAAGAGAACGGUAUCUCCGCCUCCUGCAAUUCCUCUUCAACCCGCUGCUUAUGCAUUGUCUGAUGAGAAUAUCAUGAUAUUUGGCGCCUUCGUGAAUGACUCUAUAGUGACAUCAGCAAUAGCACACGUUCAAUCUAUUGUUCCAGCUGCACUAUUGACGCUGCUACCUACGUUUCAGUCUCGACAAGGACAUAUCAUGCUGACCCUAAUGCAAAUUGUUAUUAGGCUGGUAACUUAUGUAAUCGCAUUACAUCUGGGAACCGGGGUUCACCUGACCUUGUCAAUUGUCCUCGGAAUUAUCAAUGUGCCUUGGCGAUACCCAAUGGUACAAGAACGCACAGGUUACGACCGUCUACAAUUCUUGCACGAUUCCUGGAGGCUGUGGUUCCGUCCCACUGCCAUAUCCAUCUGCGGCGCCUUCGGCUUUACAUCCGCAGUCCUGUCUCCAGUUCAACAAGGCGGGUCACCUGCUGCCUCACCAAGCACUGCUUCAGAAUCUGCAAUCAAGAUCUCAGAUAUCUCAAGUGGAACGAUGUUUGCACUGAGCCAGACCUUGUGGGUUUUAAUCGUAGGCGUUCAUUAUUGCAUGUGGUAG